Messenger RNA from Physcomitrium patens, 4185 nucleotides. RefSeq names its product DNA-directed RNA polymerase II subunit RPB2. Gene Ontology annotation, biological process: DNA-templated transcription. Gene Ontology annotation, molecular function: DNA-directed RNA polymerase activity; ribonucleoside binding; DNA binding. Lineage: Eukaryota; Viridiplantae; Streptophyta; Bryopsida; Funariales; Funariaceae. The record is from RefSeq and is a predicted model, not a curated record.
AGGUCGCGAGCUCUUGCACCGGGCUAUAUUUUGUGGAGACCAGCCAUUCGGGUUGCUGUCGAGCCUUCGCUUCGCAGGCUUCACGACCAGAGCCAUAGCUGCGCAGAAUUGUUGCUGUCGGUGCGUUACAAGCAUCGCCAUCUCUAACUUAACCACAACAAGCAUUGAACAACUUUUUCAGCCACCGGGUUCAGAAAGAGCCAAGGACAGCGGCGUUUUGUUUGAUAGGGAAAGGGUUGUCGAAUUUCUCGAGGGGGUUCUAGGUUAGGGUGGUGGUGUCGAGAAGGUACAGGAGGUUUGGAUUUGGGCGAGAGGAGGUUGAGCAAGAUGUAUGGCGGUGACGAGGAAUACGAUGAUGAAGAGGAGGAGAUAACGCAGGAGGAUGCGUGGGCGGUCAUCAGUGCGUACUUUGAAGAGAAGGGUUUGGUGCGGCAGCAGCUGGACUCGUUCGAUGAGUUCAUUCAGAAUACAAUGCAGGAAAUCGUGGACGAGUCUUCGGAUAUCGAGAUUCGUCCCGAGUCACAGCACAACCCCGGUCGUCAGGCUGAGAUUGGCGAUGUUACAUACAAGAUCAAUUUUGGUCAAAUCUAUCUCAGUAAGCCUAUGAUGACUGAAGCCGAUGGAGAAACGGCCACACUUUGGCCGAAGGCUGCUAGGCUUCGAAACUUGACGUAUUCAGCUCCACUCUACGUGGAUGUCACCAAGUUUGUCACGAGGAAGACUGAAGAUGGGGAGGAGGAGACGGAGCAAGAAGAUCUAUCUAAAGUUUAUAUUGGCAAGGUGCCCAUCAUGCUUCGUUCACGCUAUUGCACACUAUUCGAAAACUCCGACAAGGACCUUACUGAGCUCGGAGAGUGUCCCUAUGAUCAAGGAGGCUAUUUCAUCAUUAACGGCAGUGAAAAGGUGCUCAUCGCACAGGAAAAAAUGAGCACGAACCAUGUGUAUGUCUUCAAAAAGAGGCAACCGAAUAAAUAUUGUUACGUGGCUGAAGUGCGCUCUAUGGCUGAGAACCAGAACAGACCCCCCAGUGGUAUGUUUGUUCGAAUGCUCUCCCGAGCUGGUGCUAAGGGAGGUUCUUCGGGACAAUAUAUUCGCGCGACGCUACCCUACAUCCGCACGGAAAUUCCAAUCAUCGUGGUUUUUAGGGCUCUAGGUUUCGUGGCUGAUAAAGAUAUCUUGGAGCAUAUUUGUUACGACUUCAGUGAUACUGCCAUGAUGGAGUUGCUGAGGCCUUCUCUGGAGGAAGCUUUCGUGAUUCAGAAUCAACAAGUGGCUCUUGAUUACAUUGGAAAGCGUGGUUCUACUGUUGGAGUUACUAGGGAAAAACGUAUUAAGUAUGCAAAGGAGAUUCUGCAGAAGGAAAUGCUUCCCCACGUGGGAGUAGGAGAGUUUUGUGAAACAAAGAAGGCUUACUUUUUUGGUUAUAUUAUCCACCGGCUGUUGCUCUGUGCAAUAGGUGGAGCAGAAGAUGAUCGUGAUCAUUAUGGCAACAAGCGGUUGGAUCUUGCAGGGCCCCUUCUUGGUGGGCUCUUUCGGAUGCUUUUUCGAAAGCUUACAAAGGAUGUCCGAGGAUACUUGCAAAAGUGCGUGGAUAAUGGGAAAGAAAUCAACCUUGCCUAUGCAGUCAAGGCUAAGACCAUUACAAGUGGUUUGAAGUACUCGCUGGCUACAGGAAACUGGGGGCAGGCAAACACAGCUGGUGUGAGAGCAGGAGUAUCGCAGGUGCUGAAUCGCUUGACCUACGCUUCGACUCUCUCGCAUUUACGUAGACUCAACUCCCCCAUCGGUCGUGAAGGCAAGCUUGCGAAGCCCAGGCAGCUUCACAAUUCCCACUGGGGUAUGAUGUGCCCAGCUGAGACCCCCGAGGGUCAGGCAUGUGGACUUGUCAAGAAUUUGGCGCUGAUGGCAUAUAUUACUGUCGGCUCAGCUGCCAAUCCAAUUCUGGAGUUUUUGGAGGAGUGGAGUACUGAGAACUUCGAAGAAAUUUCUCCUGCUGUGAUCCCCAACUCCACAAAGAUUUUCGUGAAUGGUCUGUGGGUGGGAAUUCAUCGCAAUCCUGAGUUGCUUGUACGAACACUGCGUCAACUUCGGCGACAGGUCGAUGUUAACACUGAAGUGGGGGUUGUGAGAGAUAUCCGGUUAAAAGAGCUACGACUGUACACGGAUUACGGACGUUGUAGUCGUCCUCUUUUCAUUGUUGAGAAGCAACGUUUGCUUAUUAAGAAGCAAGACGUUCGAGCGUUACAAAUGAAGGAAUCCUCCGAGAACAGUUGGUACGAUCUUGUUUCUAAGGGGUUCAUUGAGUACGUGGAUACUGAAGAGGAGGAGACGACUAUGAUCUCCAUGACCAUUGCUGAUCUUGUCAAUGCCAGGAACAAUCCAGAGGAGGCCUAUUCUGACACAUACACGCAUUGUGAGAUUCAUCCCUCCAUGAUUCUGGGGGUCUGUGGCUCUAUUAUCCCCUUCCCUGAUCACAACCAGUCGCCACGUAAUACCUAUCAGUCUGCUAUGGGCAAGCAAGCUAUGGGAAUUUAUGUCACAAACUAUCAGCUUCGAAUGGACACGCUAGCUUACGUCUUAUACUAUCCCCAAAAGCCGUUGGUGACCACGAGAGCCAUGGAGCACUUACAUUUCCGACAACUUCCUGCUGGAAUCAAUGCAAUUGUAGCUAUUGCUUGCUACUCAGGUUAUAACCAGGAGGAUUCUGUCAUCAUGAACCAAUCUUCUAUUGAUCGAGGGUUUUUCCGCUCUAUCUUUUACAGAUCCUACAGGGAUGAGGAGAAGAAACAAGGCACUCUGAUUAAGGAAGAAUUUGAGAGACCCAAUAGAGAAAAUACCACUGGUAUGCGGCAUGGUUCGUAUGACAAGCUUGAUGACGAUGGACUUGCCCCACCUGGUACUCGAGUAUCAGGCGAGGAUGUUAUCAUUGGCAAGACUACACCGUUGCCACAAGAUGACAACGCUAGCCAAGCCCAGCGAUACACAAAGCGGGAUCAGAGCACUUGCUUGCGGCAUAGUGAAAGUGGUAUGAUCGAUCAAGUUUUACUGACAACCAACGCCGAUGGUCUGCGUUUUGUAAAGAUCAGGGUUCGGUCUAUCCGGAUUCCUCAAAUUGGAGACAAGUUUAGUAGUAGACAUGGACAGAAGGGAACAGUUGGAAUGACUUACACCCAGGAAGAUAUGCCUUGGACUCAAGAGGGAAUUACACCAGAUAUCAUUGUCAACCCCCAUGCUAUUCCGUCUCGAAUGACUAUUGGUCAGCUCAUUGAAUGUAUUAUGGGCAAAGUGGCUGCUCACAUGGGAAAGGAAGGAGAUGCCACACCAUUCACUGAUGUCACUGUGGAUAACAUUAGUAAAGCCCUGCACAAGUGUGGUUACCAAAUGAGGGGUUUUGAAGUGAUGUACAAUGGGCACACAGGCCGAAGGCUUACUGCACACAUCUUUUUGGGUCCUACUUAUUACCAGCGACUCAAGCAUAUGGUUGAUGAUAAGAUUCAUUCAAGGGGACGAGGUCCUGUGCAAAUCUUGACACGACAGCCUGCAGAAGGUCGAUCCAGGGAUGGAGGUUUGCGGUUUGGAGAGAUGGAAAGAGAUUGUAUGAUCGCUCACGGUGCAGCUCAUUUCCUGAAGGAGCGCUUAUUUGAUCAAAGUGAUGCUUACCGAGUUCACGUUUGUGAGCAUUGUGGUAUCAUUGCCAUCGCCAACUUAAAGAAGAAUACUUACGAAUGCCGAGGCUGCAAAAACAACACUGAUAUUGUACAGGUGCAUAUUCCGUAUGCUUGUAAGCUUCUCUUUCAGGAAUUGAUGUCAAUGGCAAUUGCUCCUCGAAUGUUUACCAAGGAGUUGAAGAUGAGAAGCGAACAUGCGAAGAAAGCUGCUGCCUAAUUAUUCUGGGCCUGAUGUAUAGUAGAAGAUUUUAGAUUGAUAUUUAGAGUUCCAGCAUUGAAGGAAUAGAAAGUUGUUCUAGACAAGCUAUGCCCAUCUUUGAGAGGUACACCUUCUGCAGGCUUAUAGUUUACGGUGUAAAGUUGAGGGUCCAUUUUUUGGUAUUGGUUAGAGCAUCACAGAUCGGGGAGUGUCGGCUGUCAUGAUGAAAGCAGAAGUUGACGUUCGUUUUUCUUAUAGUUUUUAAAAUUAUCUGAUGAAAACAAAACAAAACAAAAUAUAACUUUCAGUUCAGUAUCA